Molecule: messenger RNA, 763 nt
Organism: Suillus bovinus
Lineage: Eukaryota; Fungi; Basidiomycota; Agaricomycetes; Boletales; Suillaceae
Exons: 2
Coding region: 150-542 (130 amino acids)
Source: RefSeq, a predicted model, not a curated record
UCAGCAUCAUGACCUGGCACUGCCAUCACAUAUCGACUUCUUUCGAUCACUCUGGCGCCCACAUACGCCCAUCAUCAUGACUUCCGUUUUUUUUCCCUUCCAGACGCAAGAAAAAAUUCACUCUGAUUUGGAAUUACUACCGCGGGUUCAUGCACCAAGCUUCGUUGUUCACUGCCGCCAUGAUUUGUCCAACUUCCCACUCGUUCUUUUUUUUCCAGUGUGACAGAGGAGUCAAGUUCGCAGAUCAUAUUCGUAUCAAUAACAUGAUGCCAUCAGAUUUCGAAGCUGCCAUCCUGGUCCAGAGCGCUAUCUUGAUUACUACCGAGGGUUCAUGCACCAAGCUUCGUGGCCGCCAUGAUUUCUCCAACGAGCAUAAUCGCAACAACCGACCCUUUCUUUUUUGCCAGCGUGACAGAGGAGUCAAAUUCGCAGAUAGUAUCCGUAUCAAUACAAUGAUACCAUCAGAUUUCCGAGAAGACGUCAUCCUGGUCCACAGCGCCACUGAUUUCUCUAAUGAGCAGAAUUUGCGACUUCAUGUCUGAACGAGGAACAAAUUCUUGUUACAAAAUUUCACCCGUUCGAUGUGGCGUGCUGAUUCGUGAUUUGAAACAGCCUAUCUAGCCUUCGCAUUGCUACCAUUAUACACCGGAUUUCAAGGCCGCCAUCCUUGUCGCCACUGUGAUUUCCCCAACGAGCAUAACCGUACGUAUCAUGACUCGAUCUUAUCUGAAUGGAUUGCUCGAAUCAAUGGAAGAGGUUCUUG